ACUGCACGCGUUAUAUCCAGAGCCAUAACUUAUGCUAUAGAUAAGGAAGAACAUCUUGAACGCAUUCAUCAAAUUAUGAGUAUCCGUUCAGCUUCUAGCUAGUGUAAAAAUGCUCAACGACUGGAAAGAUAACCUUAGAAUAUUCUACGCAAACUUGACGUGGUUUUACGUGGCGAGUAUAAUGAUUUCGUGCCUUGCCAUUGCCCUGGUAUCGUGGGGAAAUUCCCUCUUCAAAAUAAAUCGGGACAUUCAUGAAGAUGAUACGGACGACCGGGAACUAUCAACAGAGUCAACUGAACACAGCUUCCAAACGCAGUAUAAGUUAGCUAGACAAAAAUUAACAGAACAACCUCUGACGCCGGAGCAACGUUCCAAAGAAAGAGAGGCAGAGACACAACAGUUGACAGCUAUCUUAAAGCUUCUGCAACAGCAAAGCGACACCUUCCAGGUCUCUUCAAUGCAUCAACUAGAAGACCAGCUUAAACUUUACAGAAAGUAGUCUGGAACAAUUAAGGGGCCAGGCAUGUGCUGUUCAAUUUUUGUACAAUAAUAUCUUAUAUUCAGGUAAUGAAGUGUACAGAUUUUAAAUUUUUUUCCGGUGUGAAUGAAGAUCCAAUGAUAUGACUAAUGACUCGGAAACCUUUUGAAUUAUACAUCCAUAAUUUCAUGGGUCUUUUUCAUACAAUGUACAGAUUUUUCAAAAGCAAAACCAUAUCCUUGUACUAUUGCUAUUGUAAUUUAAUGUUAUAUUGUAACUAAAUCUAUAUUUAUAUACAUGGUUGUGAUUUAUGGUUAUGGAUUAAUAGGAUAAAUAUGUAUGACAUGUAAUAUAAUCAUCGUGAUCGAUUGUGACUGAGUAAUGUUCAAUAAAUUUCAAAGCGUGUUAAAGAA
Molecule: messenger RNA, 891 nt
Organism: Athalia rosae (coleseed sawfly)
Lineage: Eukaryota; Metazoa; Arthropoda; Insecta; Hymenoptera; Athaliidae
Exons: 3
Coding region: 110-499 (129 amino acids)
Source: RefSeq, a predicted model, not a curated record